This is a messenger RNA of Meira miltonrushii, 288 nucleotides long. RefSeq lists its product as uncharacterized. The transcript has a single exon. NCBI's taxonomy places the organism in Eukaryota, Fungi, Basidiomycota, Exobasidiomycetes, Exobasidiales, Brachybasidiaceae. The record is from RefSeq and is a predicted model, not a curated record. The annotation marks the transcript as partial.
UAUGGAGGUCAAGCAACAUUUUACAACAACGCAGUCAGUGAAGGUGCAUGUGGUGGAUAUACAUCACCAAGCGAUAAAAUUGUUGCUCUAAAUAUCGCUCAAUACGGUAAUCCAGGAGCGGUAUCCAAAUGGUGCGGUCAAAAAAUCUUGAUUACCUACGGAGGAAAAUCGGAAGUGGCAACCGUUGUAGACUGCUGCCCAUCAUGUGCUUAUGGAAGCUUGGAUAUGAGUAAAGGAUUAUUUGGCGCUUUUGCCAACUUUGGUGCAGGUGUUUUCCAGAUGUCAUGG